AUGUCGAUGCUGGCUGAGCGUCGGCGGAAGCAGAAGUGGGCUUUGGAUCCAAGAAAUACCAGGUGGAGUAAUGAUGAUUCCAAGUUUGGCCAGAGGAUGCUGGAGAAGAUGGGGUGGUCUAAAGGAAAGGGUUUAGGGGCUCAAGAGCAAGGAGCCACAGAACAUAUUAAAGUUCAAGUUAAAAAUAACCAUCUGGGACUUGGAGCCACGAUCAAUAACGAAGACAACUGGAUUGCUCAUCAGGAUGACUUUAACCAGCUUCUGGCUGAACUGAACACUUGUCAUGGACCAGAAACAGCAGACUCUUUGGACAACAAGGAAAAGAGAACGUUCAGCCUUGAGGAAAAGUCCAAAGUCUCCAAAAACCGUGUUCAUUAUAAGAAGUUCACAAAAGGGAAGGACCUAUCAUCUCGGAGCAGAACAGAUCUGGACUGCGUUUUUGGGAAAAGACAGAGUAAGAAGACUCCCGAGGAUGAUUCCAGUCCCGCCACUCCAGAUGGGAAUGAAAACUCCACUACGACAACCAGCACCUUCACCAUCCAGGAGUACUUUGCCAAGCGGAUGGCAGAGCUAAAGAACAAGCCACAGGUUGUUGCUGCAGGGCCUGACCUUCCAGAGACCCAAAUGGAAAGGAAAAAGGGAAAGAAAAGAAAGAAAGAGGCAAAAAAUAAAAAUGUGGAGAAUUACACCCAACCCAAGACCAAGAAAAAGAGAGACCAAGCUGAGCAGCAGCUUGGAGACCCUCAGGGGGACAAGAAUUCUGAUGCUUCUGCUGAGGAUGGAGAAGACUGUAUGUGGCCAUUUGAUGUCCAGGACUUACCACCAAAGCCCAAAAAAAAGAGAGAAAAGAAAAAGCUACAAAAGCAGGUUGAGGCAGCAAUGGAUGCUACUGUGGAUGAAACACCAGUGAAAAAGAAGAAGAAAAAGAAGAAAGAUUCCAAGUAAAUUCUCUUGAGCCAGGGCCUUCCAACCACUCAGGUGUCAGGGCACUGCCAGGCUGCCUUGGCCUGGAGUCAGAGCAGAGUUCACCCAAGAGAGUGUGUGCACAUCUUUUAACAUGCCCGCGGAUUGCUGGGUCUCGCCCUCUCACCACAUUUUCCCCAAACCAUUUUCCAAGGACUUUUUAAUGUUCCAAAUCAUGACUCUCAUGAACAAAUAAAUUUCUUUGUAGACUCUGA
This is a messenger RNA of Myotis davidii, 1178 nucleotides long. It is a transcript of the gene PINX1, whose product is annotated as PIN2/TERF1 interacting, telomerase inhibitor 1. Gene Ontology annotation, molecular function: telomerase inhibitor activity; nucleic acid binding. Lineage: Eukaryota; Metazoa; Chordata; Mammalia; Chiroptera; Vespertilionidae. Gene Ontology annotation, biological process: regulation of ribosome biogenesis. The transcript is spliced from 7 exons. Bases 1 to 945 code for a protein of 314 amino acids. The record is from RefSeq and is a predicted model, not a curated record. Gene Ontology annotation, cellular component: nucleolus.